CAAUCAGCAAAACCACUGCCUCUCAGAAACUUGAUAUUUUAGACAAAAACCGAAAUAAAUAAAAAAUGGGAAGCUCAAGCUCAAGAACUCCAUCACUCUUUGCCUGCAUCUUCAUCUGCGCAAUCAUGGCCGCCCAUUUGGUAGUGAUUGCCUCGGCUUCGGCCGUUGAUUUCAGCGGCGGCCACCAGCUGGGCGAGCUGAGCUGGGGUUCGACGAGAUCGGCGGCGGGGGGACUGAUAGCUGACGAGGACGAGGAUGCGGAGAUGCAGAUGGACUCGGAGAUCAACCGGCGCAUCUUAGCCACGAGGAGGUACAUUAGCUACGGUGCGCUGAGGAGGAACACUGUCCCCUGCUCGCGACGUGGCGCGUCCUACUACAACUGCCGACCUGGGGCUCAGGCAAAUCCCUAUCGUCGCGGCUGUAGCUCCAUUACUCGCUGCAGGCGCUAAUUUCAAUUUUUAUUUUUUAUAAUUUAAUUUCCACCUUUUCUUUUUGUUAUUAUUUUUUAAAAAUUAUAUAAUUAAUGGGUCUAGUUGGAGAUUGUGUGUUAAAUACCUGAAGAGAUUAUUGUUAUAUUGUAAUGUUAAAAUACCAAUUUACCACUCUUGUUUACUUACUUAUUUAAUUAUUUAUUUGUGCA
Messenger RNA from Pyrus x bretschneideri (Chinese white pear), 640 nucleotides. RefSeq names its product protein RALF-like 33. The transcript has a single exon. Lineage: Eukaryota; Viridiplantae; Streptophyta; Magnoliopsida; Rosales; Rosaceae. Bases 66 to 449 code for a protein of 127 amino acids. The record is from RefSeq and is a predicted model, not a curated record.